Messenger RNA from Ceratitis capitata (Mediterranean fruit fly), 1315 nucleotides. Its product is annotated as box A-binding factor-like. NCBI's taxonomy places the organism in Eukaryota, Metazoa, Arthropoda, Insecta, Diptera, Tephritidae. The transcript has 3 exons. The record is from RefSeq and is a predicted model, not a curated record. The coding region runs from base 491 to 1270 and encodes 259 amino acids.
ACGAAUACCUGAUUUUAAAGAUGGCGACCAUCUUUUCGCUCGUGUGAGUGCUAUUCGUACGUAUAUCUACAAAAUUUGGGAAGAUCCUGCAGACUGCAGUAAUUUUAAAGUGAAGUAAAAUAGUAUUUUUUGCAUAAUAAAUAAAUUAAAAUAGUAGUUGAAAAUACUCAAAAGAUGGUCGUGAAAUUUAUUUAGUAGUAUUGCAGCUUAGGCUUGGUGAACAUCUAUAUAUGUAAGAUUCAGCAUUUCUAGUGUUCACUGAUGCCAAAAACUAAACUAAACAACACACAAAGACUGUUGGUACAGCGUCAAGUAGAGAGCUUAAGUAGCGACGUUAGAAAAAGAAAAACCGAAUUCGACGACAACAACAACACAUACCUUACACACAUAGGAAACGGAAAAGGCAACAAAAAUUUACGCAAUUCCUAAUCAGAUAUAAAAUAUUGCUUUUGUGUUAGUUUAAAUUUAAGUUGGCGUUGUUUGAUAUAAAAUGUCUGCUACAAUGCGAGCGACAUUACAAACAGUUCCUGAAUCCCUACCAACCGAACAUGUGUCCUCUACAACGGAUACGGCUGCGGUACCGUCAAACACCCCAACGACGACAAAUUCUUUAACGGCCACUACCUUAAACACUACGCAACAACAGCAGCAGCAGCAACAAUACAAUAAUAGUACCAUACAUAGUUCAGUGCAUUCAGUCAAGGACCAGCAACAUGACACGGCAAAUGCCAACAUUAUUGCACUGCCACAAACCACAACAACUAAUGUGGUUGUUGCCACAACAACGGCAACAACACCAAUUGUUGCGAGUAAUGUAACAGCAAAUACGACUGUUAAUAGCACAUCGCAAUCGCAGCAGCAGCAGCAGCAACAACAACAACCGCAACAAGCACAACAACAGUCGCAUCAUCAGCCACAACAACAACAGCAACAACACAGUCAUCAGCAUCAACAUCACCAUCAUCUUGUGAAUAAUGCGACAGCCACCGAUGGCGGUGGACGAUUGCCACCAAAUAAUACAACUGCAAACGUAAUUAUAAAUCAUCAUCAACAUCACACCACCACCGGUAUAACAAAUGUUGGCGGCGGCGGAGGCGGUGGCGGUGGUGUUGCUCCGCUGCCUGUUGCUAAUAAAAAUAUUUUGGCUUCACACUCGAAUUCGGCGUCGAUGAAACAGCGAACCUCUUCGGCUAAGAUGUUUCAGCUACCCACCCUAAAAAUUCCUAAAAACUACUUUAAGAGAAUGCAAACAAUAUUUGUUAUUUACUAAAUAUAUACAUACAUAUCUACGUUUGCCUUAAAGAAACGAAAAGAA